Messenger RNA from Pyricularia pennisetigena, 1995 nucleotides. RefSeq lists its product as uncharacterized. The transcript has 2 exons. Bases 1 to 1995 code for a protein of 664 amino acids. Gene Ontology annotation, biological process: intra-Golgi vesicle-mediated transport. NCBI's taxonomy places the organism in Eukaryota, Fungi, Ascomycota, Sordariomycetes, Magnaporthales, Pyriculariaceae. The record is from RefSeq and is a predicted model, not a curated record. Gene Ontology annotation, cellular component: trans-Golgi network; TRAPPII protein complex.
AUGGCAGGCCGCGAGGAUGAGGACCCGUCCGCUAUUGAUUCGGAAUUCAUAGAAAGAUCCCACCUCACCUACGCGGUCCCCCUCUCAUCAUCGCCAGACCUCGCAGAAGUGUUGAAGCAGAGCAGCAGCAAAGGCUCCACGUCGUCACUUUUCAAGUCACUUGAACAAAGGGAAUUUCUAUUCUUUGAUGAAUCCAUACAUGUCUAUCUCAUACUACGAACCCCUCGACGCGACGAGGAAUACUUGCGGCCACUGCUGGCCCGCAUCUCCCUGUCGCUCGAGGCCCAUGUCAUGAACAGCAAUGCUCUGGGUCGGGACCACAGCCCACCGGCUAGCGAAGUAAUCUUUAGUGAUGACGCUGUUGAACGAAGCGUCGAGGCGGACAAAGUCGACAAUGCCAACACCGAAUCCGAGCGAGGCGAUAACUUGCCCUUGAUCCUACACGAAGAUGGCGAGGAGGAAGACAGGGAACGGUAUAGCUUCGCGAUAUGGAAGGUCCCGGUGCUCAUAUCAAGGCCACGCAUCAGACUGCAAAGCCCUACUGUUGUGUUUGCGGCCGCGGCGCACCUGCGUGCUCCCGUGACACCAGACGAGAACGGCGCAGAUGUCAACGACAGUGACCCUGGCAUAGUCAGGAAUGGCUACCUCCAGAGCCGCGCGCCGGUGGGACUCAACCUGCUCGAGCCCUUUGCCCACGACCCGGCUUUGCGCGGAUUUAAACCAAGACUAUCUGCUCAGCGCGUGUCGCUUGUGGUCCCCGUCACGCAUAGCAAGGACUUCCGGCAACCAAUUAGGGGUCUCCAGAACUUGAGCUUUAGAGUGGUGGCGGCAGUGCAUACGCGGGUAAAGUUUGCGCGGCCGAACACUCAGCCGGCCAGCUCGACCGUGAUCGCCAUGCUCGAGUUGGACUUUACGCCAUAUUUCGAUUGCGAGACCUUGCUCACCAACAUCUCGCUGAGCCUGCCCUCAGGAGUUGUCACCGACAUGAACAGCGAUGCCGGCCUGAAGCUACCCUUGAGCUGCGUCGCCCACGACCAUGUGACUUUCCUGUAUCGUCUGGCGCCCACCGAGCAUGAGCAGCUCCUCGAAGGCGCCCCGAUGGCCGUGACUUUGUCUGGCACCCCACGGGCGUCCAUGGCCCCCGCCACCCGGGAUCUAGAGAUAUCUAUCGAGGCCAAGGCCCUGGUCCGCCCCGGCGAGUGCACUCCUCGCCUGAAAAUGGCCUGGAGCACCCCUGUGGACUUCACUCCGCCCGUGAACCCCGGCUUUGGCGCGUCCUCCAUGGCACCGCCCCUGCAGCGAGCCCACCGUCCCUCCCAGCUCUCAAUCGACGGCGCCGCCUCCAUGGUCAACCCGGCCGUGGCUCGCCCAGACUCCCUCCCCGGCCUCGAGGCCGCCACGCAACGCAACGUGGAGACGACCAUACCCGAUUUUGGCAUCACCAUCACCUUUUCAGGCCCCGAGAAGCCCGCCCGCGUGGGCGAGGAGUUUUGCUGGUCCGUCUUCGUCGUCAACCGCUCCGGCACGGCUGCCCUCCCCAUCUCUAACGCCCCGCCUGUCUCGCGCAAGCUCGCUCUGCGCGUCAUACCUAAGCGCCGCCGCACCAACGAGGCGCGCGUCGUCCGGCCCCCUAGCAGGCGUCAACAACUCGCCACGGCGGCGGCGGCGGCGGCGGCGUCAGCCAAGGGGAAGAAGGAUCCGGCCGCCAGGGAGCAGGAGCUGAUCGCCGACGCAGUCGUCGACGAGAAUGUCGUCCACGCCAUGCACCGCAGCUCCCUGGUCGAGGGCUAUGACGUCCUCUGCCUCAGCGCCGACGCCCGGGUCGGUCCGCUGGCGCCGGGGGCUUGUCACGUCGUGGACUUGCGCUUUGUGGCGUUGCGAGCGGGGACUCUGACCAUCGAGGCUGUGAGAGUCGUGGAUAUGGUUUCGCAGGAGCAUGUCGACGUCAGGGAGCUUCCCACCAUUCAUGUCGAACCAGAGCAGGCAGAGUCUUGA